CCACUACUAAAAUAACCAAGAAACACCCAUAAGACACAAACGGAUAGACCCCUCCCCUCUCCUUCUUUCUCUCUCACACUCACAUACAGAAUCAAGUUCAAGAGCUUAUCGGCUACAGCUGAUGAGUUUGUUUCCGUUUUCUUGAAAAAUGGAGAGUCUCUCUCUCACCACCACAACCACUACCACCGAUGCUUCGAAAUUUAGAUUUCUGAUCCCUUGUUAUAAAAAUCCCAGAAUUUACAGAAAUCUUCCUUUUCAUCACAAACGACAUAGAAGAUUUGCACUUUGUGCUGCUAAGGAUGAAGAUAAAUUCGACAGUUGGGACCAAAUGGAGCUUAAGUUUGGGAAAAUGAUCGGUGAAGACCCUAAACUUACCCUUGCCAAGAUAAUCGCUAGAAAAUCACACCCAGAAUUAUCUUUCUUGGAUAUUGAGAAAUUAUACAAUAAGAAAGGUCUUAAAGCCUUUAAUGACAUAGAGGAGGUCCCAUUUGAUGUAUCUGAUAUUCGAAGAAAGCCCAACGAUUCACUUGAUGGGCCAAAGUUAACCCGACCCGUGCCCAAGGAUCCACCCGAUGGACUAAACUUGACCCGACCCGUAUCUGCUCCCAAGAAUUCACUCGAUGGACUAAAUUUGACCCGACCCGUACCCAAGAAAGGAGUCAAAUUUGAAUCAAAUGAUAAGCCUGUAUCUGUAGUACCCAAAGUAAAGAAACCAAACCAAAUGUUAGAAAAAGUUAGACCAAAUUUCUCAUUUAAGAUGAGUAAAGAACAGGAGAAAGAAAGGUUGACUGAUUUGACAAUGGUGAGGAAACCUGAACCCUUUCUGCAAAAAGAAGAAACAGAAGCUAUGGAAGAUGAUACAGAGAGUUUAAGUGUCAUCCAAACGGAUGUUACACUCUCACAGAAGCCUGAAAUCACAGUGGAUCAAAUUAAGGAUCAGAACGAGAAGCCUGAAAUCACAGUGGAUCAAAUUAAGGAUCAGAAUGAAUCAAAUUCUGAAAUUGAUGACAUCAAGAACAGUUUAGCAAAUGUCGAUUUAGCUUUUGAGAUGGAAAAUGUGCAGAAUAAGAUUGAUCAGGAGAGUGAUGAUGUAACAGCAGCUACUUCGAGCAUGCAAAUGUCUCUGGAUACUGCAUUGAGAGGACCACCUAAAAGAUUAGAUCAAUCUGUAAAAGAUACAUCAAAGAUCGAGAGAGUAGUUACGGGUCCCACGAAUCCAAUACCAUAUGAUAACACUCUCGAGACUGAAAACUUGCCUACAACACCAUUCUUAAAGGAGCGUGAAGAUAACGAUUGGAAAAGAGCUGAAAAUUUGAUCAAGACAGAAGGAAGAGAAGAAGUGGAACUCAUAAACUCUAGCACUCGGGGUUUUGUUGCAUCUUUCGGAUCUCUAAUAGGGUUUUUGCCUUACCGAAAUCUUGCGACUAAGUGGAAGUAUUUAGCUUUUGAAUCAUGGUUGAGGAAGAAAGGAUUGGAUCCUGCAAUGUUCAGGAAAAAUCUGGGUGUUAUUGGAGGAUAUGAUGCGACAAACAACGCAUUACCAAUAUCAACCAUAGAUCCUAAAAAGAUGGAGGGUGAAAUAUCACCUGAUAUGAAACUUGAGGACCUUCUUGCAAUUUAUGACCAAGAAAAACUCAAAUACUUGUCUUCGUUUGUUGGUCAGAAAGUCAAAGUCAACGUGGUCUUGGCUGAUAGAGGAUCGAACAAGCUAAUAUUUUCUGCAAAACCGAAAGAGAAAGAUGAAUCGGUUGAAAGAAAGCGAAGUCUCAUGGCUAAGCUUAGCGUUGGAGACAUUGUAAAGUGUUGCAUAAAAAAGAUUACUUACUAUGGGAUUUUCGUUGAGGUGGAUGGAGUACCUGCAUUGAUUCACCAGACUGAAGUGUCAUGGGAUGAUACUUUGGACCCGAUUUCCUAUUUUAAAAUUGGACAGGUCAUUGAAGCAAAGGUUCAUCAGUUAGAUUUUUCACUCGAACGUAUAUUCUUAUCGUUGAAGGACAUUACGCCAGAUCCAUUGAUCGAGGCUUUGGAGGCUGUUGUUGGUGAUCAAGCAAACUUGGAUGGACAAUUAGAAGCAGCCCAAUCCGAUGAAGAGUGGCCCGAAGUUGAAUCGCUUGUAAAAGAACUGCAGCAAUACAAAGGCAUUGAGAAUGUGAAAAAAGGCCGGUUUUUUGUGGGCCCCGGUUUGGCCCCAACUUUUCAGGUUUAUAUGGCGUCUGUGCUUGAAAACGAGUAUAAAUUGCUUGCAAGAGCUGGAAACAAAGUACAAGAGGUGAUUGUUGAGACAUCGAUGGGAAAAGAAGAGAUGAAAUCUGCGAUUCUAAUAUGUGCGAGUAGAGUUGAAUGAUGGGUUUUUUUGUAUAGUUUUGUUUUAUGAUUUAUUUUAUGUUGAAUUGAAGCCAUUGAAUGUGUUGAUAUCGUUUAUUAAGGUCAAGUGUAGUAUUUGUUCUUAUUGGUGUUAAUUAUGGCAUGUAUGAGCAUUA
Molecule: messenger RNA, 2480 nt
Organism: Lactuca virosa
Lineage: Eukaryota; Viridiplantae; Streptophyta; Magnoliopsida; Asterales; Asteraceae
Source: the annotation of a GenBank genome assembly